This is a messenger RNA of Penicillium manginii, 2268 nucleotides long. RefSeq names its product beta-glucosidase. The transcript has 8 exons. The record is from RefSeq and is a predicted model, not a curated record. The annotation marks the transcript as partial. NCBI's taxonomy places the organism in Eukaryota, Fungi, Ascomycota, Eurotiomycetes, Eurotiales, Aspergillaceae. Gene Ontology annotation, biological process: glucan catabolic process. Gene Ontology annotation, molecular function: beta-glucosidase activity.
GCAAACAUGGGGCUCAAGACCUACUGCCUAGGUCUAUCGCUCCUCUUCUUGAGCUUCUCGGUCCAUGCAGAGAACAUAACGAGCGACACUCACUUCUACGGACAAUCGCCACCUGUUUAUCCUUCUCCCGAAGGAACAGGGUCUGGUAAUUGGGAAUCCGCCUACCAAAAGGCCAAGGAGUUUGUUGGCAAAUUAUCUGCUGAAGAGAAGGUGAACUUGACUGCCGGAGUAUCUGUCGAAAAUGGAUGUUCUGGGAAUAUUGCACCGAUUGAACGCCUCGGUUUCCCUGGUUUCUGCGUCUCUGAUGCUGGGAAUGGACUAAGGGGAACCGACUUCGUCAACAGCUGGCCAAGUGGGCUUCACGUGGGAGCCAGUUGGAACAAAGAUCUUGCAAAGAAACGUGGCGCACACAUGGGCGCUGAGUUUCGUCGAAAGGGUGUCAAUUUACUACUGGGCCCUGUGGUUGGUCCACUGGGUCGGGUUGCUGAGGGUGGUCGUAACUGGGAAGGCUUUUCCGAUGACCCGUAUCUUUCUGGUAGCUUGGUCUUUGAUACCAUCCAGGGUAUACAGUCCGCGGGUGUCGGGGCUUCGACUAAGCAUUAUAUCGGGAACGAGCAAGAGACCAAUCGGAAUCCAGAGACAAAUGAACAAGGAGAGUAUACCGAGGCGGUCUCGUCGAAUAUUGACGAUAAGACUAUGCAUGAGCUCUACCUCUGGCCAUUCCAGGAUGCCGUGCUAGCUGGAAGUGCAUCUAUCAUGUGUUCCUAUCAGCGCAUUAACAACUCGUACGGUUGUCAGAAUAGCAAGACGCUUAAUGGGCUUCUGAAGACUGAGUUGGGCUUUCAGGCAAUACAGGCUAUGUUGUUACCGAUUGGGGUGCUCAGCAUGCUGGUAUUGCUGGAGCGAAUGCCGGUUUGGACAUGGUCAUGCCCUCAUCACAGACGUGGGGGGGAUAACCUCACUAUCGCAAUCAAGAAUGGUUCUAUGGAAGCAUCCAGAUUGGAUGAUAUGGCCACUCGUAUUAUUGCGACUUGGUACCAACUCGAUCAAGUUGAAGGAAUCAAGAACCCGGGAAUCGGAAUGCCAUCAGAUAUUACCGCACCGCACAAGCAGGUGAUCGGAAAAUCCCCAGACUCCAAGCCCAUCCUUCUCCAAGGGGCAAUCGAGGGACAUGUUCUUGUCAAGAACACUGACAGCGCCCUCCCCCUUAAAUCCCCCAAUAUGGUUUCGGUAUUUGGAUACGACGCUGCCACCUCGGAUUUCCUCGAAGUGUCGCUCGCCCAACAACAAGACAGCCCACUUUACCAAAAUAGCACACUUUACGUUGCCGGGGGAUCUGGUGCCGGCUCUGCAGCAUACAUCGACGCUCCAAUCGAUGCCAUCCAACGUCAGGCUUAUGAAGACGACUCGUCCGUCAUGUAUAACUUCUACGAUCAGAAUCCCGAUGUGGAUGCGAGUUCUGACGUCUGUGUUGUUCUCGUCAAUGAUUAUGCGACCGAGGGCUUUGAUCGCCCCGGAUUGAGCGAUGAAUACAGCGAUACGCUCAUCACAAACAUCGCGAGUAAAUGCGCCAACACGGUAGUCGUCAUUCACAACGCUGGAAUUCGCGUCGUCGAUAAUUGGAUCGAGAAUUCGAAUGUCACUGCUGUUAUCUUUGCCCAUCUUCCAGGCCAGGAUACGGGUCGUGCUCUGGUGGAUAUUCUUUAUGGUCGCGCUAAUCCCUCCGGUCGUCUUCCUUAUACUGUGGCUAAGAAGGCGUCGGACUAUGGUGAUCUUCUCUCCCGACACAGCCGGACGUUUAUUGAUUAUCGGGCUUUUGAUAAGAAGGGAAUUCCUCCACGCUUUGAGUUUGGAUAUGGAUUGUCUUAUACGAGCUUCAAGUACUCUGGUCUGCAGACUAAGAGCUCGGGUAAAUCCAGUUCGAAGUAUCCUCCAUCUGCAAAUAUUGUCGAGGGCGGAAACCCGCAUUUGUGGGACGUGUUGAUGACAGUCACUGCCGAGGUGCAGAAUGCCGGUAGUAUGGACGGUGAUGAGGUUACUCAGUUGUAUCUUGGAAUUCCUGGCGGUCCUGUUCGCCAACUUCGUGGAUUUGAGAAGGUCUCUAUCGCCAGUGGGCAAAGCGAGUCUGUCACUUUCUCGCUCACGCGGAGGGAUCUGAGUAGUUGGGACGUGAAUGCCCAGGAAUGGGCUUUGCAGGAUGGACAGUACAAGGUUUACGUUGGACGAUCUAGCCGUGAUCUGCCUUUAACCGCCUCUUUCUCCAUCUAA